UUCAUUGCAAUGGAAAGAAUAAAAUUUUAAGUUUUCUUGUAUUUAAAAAUGUUUAAGCCGACAUCUAUUAAGGAAGCUAUCUCAUUAUGGCAACUAAAAAAUAGUAUACCAGCCUCGGAGGCUCAUGAAGUCGGUUUACAAUUUCAAUGGCCGCCCAUUGAAAAAAUGGACUCUAGUUUGGCUCGAUUAGUCGAAUGUCGCAAGCUAAGUCUCUCAACCAAUUUGAUUGAUAGAAUUUCGGGUCUCGGUACCCUUAAGAACUUAAAAGUUCUAGAGCUCUCUCGUAAUAAAAUCGGAACCCUAAUUGGAAUUGAAGUCUUGGAAAAUACUUUGGAAGAAUUGAUUGUCAGCUACAAUUAUAUUGAAAAACUGCAUCCAAUUGACACAAUGAAAGCUUUGAAAGUAUUUAACGUAUCAAAUAAUCUCGUUAAAGAUUGGGUAGACUUUAACCUGAUGGCCACAAUAAAAUUGGAGUCUUUGUCGUUUCUUGGCAAUCCAUUGCAGGAAAGGUUUGCUGAUGAUGGACUCGUAUAUAAAAUGGAGGUGAGAAAACGAUUACCAAACCUAAAAUAUUUAGAUGGUGAUCAGUUGAAAAAAAAUAGUAACAUUUAGCUUGUGUAUAGAAUUAACGUAUUUUACGACAUUAAUAAAUUUACUUA
This is a messenger RNA of Teleopsis dalmanni, 659 nucleotides long. RefSeq names its product dynein light chain 1, axonemal-like. The coding region runs from base 49 to 612 and encodes 187 amino acids. Gene Ontology annotation, molecular function: protein kinase binding. The transcript is spliced from 2 exons. NCBI's taxonomy places the organism in Eukaryota, Metazoa, Arthropoda, Insecta, Diptera, Diopsidae. Gene Ontology annotation, cellular component: cytoplasm. The record is from RefSeq and is a predicted model, not a curated record.